Catharus ustulatus (Swainson's thrush) is the source of this 8297-nucleotide messenger RNA. RefSeq names its product hydrocephalus-inducing protein homolog. The transcript has 26 exons. The record is from RefSeq and is a predicted model, not a curated record. The coding region runs from base 3787 to 7917 and encodes 1376 amino acids. Gene Ontology annotation, cellular component: axoneme. NCBI's taxonomy places the organism in Eukaryota, Metazoa, Chordata, Aves, Passeriformes, Turdidae. Gene Ontology annotation, biological process: cilium movement; axonemal central apparatus assembly.
UGAUGUAUUCCAAAUUAAUCAUUCAGAGCUGCUGGUACUGCUACCUGAGCAAAUGACAUGCUUCUAAUUAGGACUGUAUGUUCUACUCAGUUUGGACUACCCGUGCUCCGCAGACUUAGGAACUCUGCAGAGCGCCUGUGGUCUGGACAGCAGUUCUUGUUGAUGUUUGGGAGGAUGACAGAGCACUGAGUGUCCCUUCAAAAACACCAUUCUGAGUGGGAAAGCAAUCCAGACACACAGGAGACAAAAUGGUUGCGUGUACUGGCAUCCAGUUGAGAUCACCACAGAUGUAGAACUACAGCCUCUUCCUGACAUCACCUGUAGUCAUAAUUUACUCAUAGAAAACUCACUCCCUAAUUCAACCAUGUAUGAGCUCUGUAGAAUGUUUAUCCUGGAGUUCAAAUACCAAAUAUUUUCCAUCUACUUUGCUUUUCAUACUUACCUGAAUGAGCUACAAAUGGUAUGAACUGCAGUCAGAUGCAUGGGGAAGGCUAGCACAAGUCCUGUGAAUUGCAGUGCUGCUGAUCUUUUGCAAUUCUAGAUAACUAUUGCUGGCAUGCUCAGAUACACUGGACCUUUCAGGAUUCAGCCCUAGAGUAGCUGUCAGAGUGAGUUACAACAAUUUAAUUCUUGAGAAAAAUCUAGUAAAACCUCUUCCUGAGGGCUACGUAAUAUUUUGUGAUCCCUGUUAUCUCAUUGCCUGUCAAAAGGUAGAGGUACAUCAGAACAAGGCUGUCCUGUUCAUUCCUGUCUCGAUGCCCUCGUUUGCUAUUCAACAGCAUAGCACUACAGUUAUUCGUGCUAUUAUUCUGACUUGUCAGUUCAGGUGGCUCACUUUUUGUCCUAUGGGUGAGUAAUCCAGGUCUUGACAAGACCGUUUUAUUUCCUUGUAAGCAUGUUCUUCCUUGAAAUGUUCCUCAAUCUUUCUAUGGGAAAUGACAAAAUCAGCCUAGUAUAGAACACAUAUGGUGUGCCUCUAAAGGGUGAUAGGAAACGAUAGGAACAUAUUUUUCUUACGCACUUUAUCCUAAACUAAACUUCCAUUCUUUUUGCUCAGGAAUACUCAAAAGGCAAGGAAAAAAUUGCAGUGCUUUAUUGCUAUGUCCUACUUUCUCCUUCACAGAAAUGGACCAUGACACAAAUUAAUCAUUCCCUGCAUGAAGAUUAUACAGAAAAAAAAGCAUGGUGAUCCUGUUUUGCCUGAUGACCAAAAGGAAAAUAAAAUGCCUAAAAAUAAUUCCUUUUCCCGUUUUCCAGCAAGCUCCUUCAGCAAAUACUUUGGAGGAAAAAGACUGUCUGACAGACAAUGAAAAGCAUCUUGAAAGUUCGGCAUCCAGCGUAGAAACCAUCCUGUCAGCAGGUUUCUAAUCUUUAAAGCUAGCACCUGUUAGCUUAAGCGUCCAUAAAUGUAGCUGUCCAAAGAACUAAAGAAGAAAUCUUUACCCACAUAGCCAGAACUAAACAUAUGGAGCCCCCUAGAAAUUAAACUCCCUACCCUGAAUGGAAUUUAGAAACAAUGAAGUGACUAGACCCACAGGAAGAGCAGGUACCAUCGUGAACAUAGCCAGUGCAUCUUAAAAUACAAAGACCCUUAACAGACACCUAAAAUACAAUAGACAGCAGAUCUUAUCAAAUGCAUCUCCAGCACCAUAUGGAAUUAAAAAACCACACAUUGCAAUUCCUCCUUAGGGAGGUAAAAAAAAUGUAUUUUUCUGCUACAAUAUCAGAUUCCAAACUACAGGUCUACUAGUACAAAUUACGAUGAAGCACUUCAAUCUGAUCAGGAACUCUAAGGUUAGUACAUCCCAGAGAAAAGGAGACCUGAUAGUAGAACUGCUUCUCUUUUCACACGCUUAAAAAUACCCUUCUCACCCUGGCCCAAACUUGUUCCAAAUAGGAGGCAAGAAGUCAGCUCUUCUUCGCUACCGUGCUCUGAGCUCUCAGACUCUCUCACUUGUUUCUAGACCAUUGGACUGCUCCGUCUGAAAGGCGGCAGGUCAGCACAGUACCCAAAGCACCAUUACAACCACAGUGCUUUACCCACUAGAGCUCAGAAAGUAGCUUCUGGUCAGUAAUCCCAAGUCCUUGGCCUCAGAGCUGCUCUCAGCCACACAUGAAGGGAGAGGAGCACUUUUAAGUUUGACCCUUUCAGUUAGAAGCUUCUAAAGAGCAGCUCUCUCUCACUUAGACUGACUUCUCUUAGAUGCUGUUGCCAAUUUCAUAGGGAGGCACCUCAUUCUCAGUCCUGAGUCUGGGUAACACAGAUGCUUCCAUCUUUGACCUAGACCUGGACUCCUGAAGAACAUACCUAGCUUGACAUGUGCAUAACAUCGUAGUUUCCAAGCCACUUGGGGAACUGGUCAGUACUGGCCUGCUGUAUGGAAGAGAACUGGAGAUUCACCACUGCUAGGAAGGACUCAUCAAAAGCCUAGAAAGCCACCAGAAUGAGAAAUUCCCAGAAACACCACAAGUCACAUAAAUUGAAAGGUGCACAUCUGACCCAUCUUCAAAACUUGGAAGCAUGUGUAGGACAAAUCUGAACUGUAUGAGAUUGUUUUUGCUCCAACUCUCAUCCAGCAUAUCAACAGAGAGGUACACCUCUUGCUGGUCCAUCAAGUUACACAGUCUCUCCUUUGAUCUGUUCUACACAAUUAAGAAACUGUUUUGUAACAAAAUGAGGUAUCUUGAGUUCUAGUGCUUCAAGCAUUCGGAAAAUCAAGCCAAACAAGCAAACAAAAAGCCCUAUUUUCAUCUCUCAACUGAUGUAACUUUAAACUAAGUAGAAUCAGUCACUGAGCAAGAAGUUCUUAAACUCAGACCUCAAAACCACAAGACAACCCUACUGAGAUGGACUAGGGCUCCCGAAGCAGCUACUUCUGUUCCACUGAACUGGCUGUCAAAAAUGAAAGGAGGGGGAAAAAACCAACAAACCCUAAAGAAAAAAUCGUCAGAAUGAAGAGGAAAAAACUUUAGAUCAAAAGCAAAUACAGUUCAAUUGCAGUGCACAAAAAAUGCACGCACAGGUGUGGUUCCGCCCCGUUCUGGGUUCCGUCCGUGGUCUCCCAGGUCCAUUGAUCUCUGUGGAACCACCAUGAGGUCACAAUGAGUCACUGUUGCAUUGAUGUUAGCACAUUCACACUGGCAGUCCUUGCCUGGACUCUGAUCUCGCAGGUUGUCUGCAGCCUUCAAGCAGCAUUUGGUGACGUGAAGGCUAAUUUCCAGCAGUUAGAGUGAGCAGUGAGCAGUGAAUUCUCAAAGCGGGGAUUACCUGUCCAAGGUAAUUACCUGUCUUCCGCCUCCUCACAAGUCAGAGGAGCAGCUGAAGCAGCUGAGAUAUUUGAGCCAGGUAGGCAGCCGUGUGGCAUUCACUUUCCUUCUGUUCCCACCAAAAUCUUGUAAAGCAUAAGAAAGGACAGUUUGGACAUUAACAGAGAUUUGGUUAAUAAUUUCAGAAAAUGGGAUUCCCAAAGUGAGGGAAAAGGUGGGAGAUGAGAAGUGCCACGAUGCUCUGACAAGUCUUACUGGCUCAUGGGACUGCACCCAAAGCAAAAGGCUGCUAUGUUUCAGGGUCUAUUUGUCCUGGGCUUUGACUUCUUUGAACCUAGACUCAGCCACUUAAAUAUGGUCUCAUGAUGAAUCAGGGUGGGGUGGCCUUAUGUUCUUCACUUCUGAAGGAUGCCACAGCCUGGAGACAGCAAUGUAUCCUUUGGGUCUGCCUCGAAUGGGAGUGUGGACUUUCAGAGUUCCAUUGUUGCUCUUUCCAGGUGAGCCAAGACAUUCUCCAGAAUGGCCUCUGGAUUCCAGGGCAGAGGAGCGGAACCUCGCACUCGACUGCUGGCCAGAGAGGCAGAGAAACCUCUUACUCUGACCCCCUCUGCCUUCCAGAAGGAGAUGUCUCUCACCACCAAGCAGAGGCUGGCCAGAGCUAAGAAGUUGCGUCUGCCUCCAAUUGUCCAGCGUCUGCCUCCAAUUGUCCAGCGUCUGCCUCCAAUUGGCCAGCCUCAAGACAAGCAUGAGAGCUCCCAUCACGAGGUCUCAGCAGCUGGCCCAAAGCAGAGCAUACUUCUGCCUUGCCCACCAGAGGUGGUGUUUCAGAAUUACACCCCUGGGGAGGUCUAUGAAGUACCAGUGGUUCUGAGGAACAGGGACAAGGUUCCUCAUCUGGUGAAGGUCACCUUGGAGAGCUCACUUUAUUUCCAGCUGGUGGGCCCCAAUGAUGCUUUCCGCAAGGUGCCACCGGGCCUCUUUACGACUGUCCGCAUCGUCUUCACCCCUGGGCAGAACAAGGAUUAUUUCCACCGGCUCCUCUGCAUCACUGAAAUGGAAGAGUUCAUUGUGCCAAUUCGGGCCAUUGGUACCCGAGCCCUCCUGGAUUUCCCUGACCAGCUGGACUUCUCGCAGUGCCCCGUCAAGUACAGCACCGAGAAGACACUGCUGGUUCGCAAUACUGGUAACCGGGAAGCUCAUUACCAGCUGAGCACCCAGAGCCCUUUCUCUGUCAUUCCGGCCAUGGGAACUCUGGGCGUGGGCGACAGCAUGCAGGUGACAGUGGAAUUUCUGCCACUGAGGACUGGUGACUUCUCCGCGUCCCUUGUCGUGCACUACGACACAGGUGAAGACACCCACACAAGCCUUCUUGGAAGAGCUGUGGAUUUGCACAUCAAGCUGGACAGGAAUACUGUGACACUUGAGGAGACGUACAUCACACUGUCAAACCGCGCAACCGUGCUCAUCCACAACCUGAGUGAUAUCACAGCGUGCUUCCAGUGGAAGGCUGUCGGUACUCAGGGAGAGGAGGAUCAGCUGAAACUCAGGCAGUAUCACAGGCUGUGUCAGCAGAAAAAGGACGAGUUGUCUGAUUUUCUGAAGGAGUGUGAAGUGGACAUCACUGGCCAAGAACGCUUUGCUCUUCUCACCCGCAGCCUCCAGAGUGAGAGGGCAAAGGUGAGAGAAGAUGCCAUGCUGUUCUGCAAUGACAUUUUCUCCCUUGAGCCAAAGGAGGGUGAGAUCAGGCCGCAUUGCUCGGCUGAAAUCAGCGUGUUCUUUAAGCCCCAGGAGGCCCGGGUCUAUAAGCAAGCAGUUUACUGCGACAUCUCAGGUCGUGAGAACAGGCUGCCACUGCACCUCACAGGGGAAGGCCUCGGGCCCCAGCUCCGCUUCAGCUUUGAGGAACUGCAUGUCGUCGGGGUUUUGGUCAGAGCAACCCACAGAUAUGAGGCCACCCUGUUCAACAAGGGGCCUAUUAAGGCUCCCUUCAGCCUCCUCCCUCCAACCACAGCCAUGGGCUCCUGCUUCACCUUCCUGCCUCAGGAGGGCAUCGUGGCACCGGGCAGUCUCCAGGCCAUCCAGAUCUUCUUCUGUCCCACCAUGCUGGGGGAGUUCCAGGAAGAAUUCCGGUUCCAUGUGACUGGAUCCCCUAAACCCGUGACCUUGACUAUCAGGGGCUGCGUCAAGGGACCGACUUUCCAUUUUAAUGUGCCCGCCCUCCACUUUGGCGACGUCUCCUUUGGUUUUCCUCACACCUUGGAGUGUCGCCUGUUUAACACCUCCCUGGCACACAUGGCUGUCAACCUCCGCAUUGCUGGGGAUGGCUCAGGAGAGCUCAGCGUUGACAGCUUUACUCAGAUGCAGAGAGACAGUAACCAGUCUUGGAGGAAGGAAGCUCGAGGUCCUCUGGAGCCAAGGGAAUUUGCCAUAAAACCCAGCACAACUGUCAUCCGUGCCCUGGGAUGGCAGGACCUCAAGAUCACCCUGUGUUCCAACACGGUGAGAGAGUACAAGCUGGAGCUGGUGGUGGACGUGGUUGGUGUUGGCAAUAGGUGGUUGGCACUGCCCCUCACAGCCAGAUGCGUCGUUCCUGCACUGCGAGUGCUCAACCCUGUCAUGAGUUUAGGAUACUGCUUGCUAAAGUUUCCCCGCGAGGAGAAGCUGACCCUUGUGAAUGACAGCGACUUUCCUGGCUGCUACCGUCUUCUCUCUCAGGAACACAAGGAGGAGGCCACUGCAUGGUUCUCCAGCUCUAUGCCAUCUGGGAUUAUCGAGGCUCACAGCUCGGUGGAGAUCCCAAUUACACUUGAGGCCCAGCAGCUGAGAGAGUGCAACGCCACUGCUGAGAUCGCUGUGUUUGGGAGACAAGGAUCCCCACUGGAAAUCCAUUUAGAGUGCUAUGGCUAUGGACCGUUUCUCAAAGUCCAUCCGAAGGAGAUAAACUUUGGCACUAUCCAAGCCUUGAAAGACAAGUCCAAAAUUCUCCACCUUGAGAAUGUGACUGAAGUUCCUGCACACUUCCGGAUAGAGAUGGCUAGGAAACGCUCAUGCUGGAGGACUGAACCCAGUGAAGGAGUGAUCCUCCCUAAUUCUGAGGUGUUGGUGACUGUCACAGCAAACCUGAAUGACAUGAAGAAAUUCAAGGACAAGGUGAAGGUGUUCCUUGAGAACACAUUGAUCCGAGUGCACAUCAUCCCUGUCCAGGCUGUGGGCAUUGGCACCACAAUUGUCAUCGACAAACCUCUGGAUUCAGGGCUCGACUUCAAGUCCCACUUUAGCUUCACUCCCUGCUGUUACCAGUUCAAAGUGACGAACAAAGGACGCCGCAUCCAUUGGCUGUACUGGAGCACAGAAAGUUUCAGCACCUCUGGGCAGAGCACUCGUCGCCCUGCCCGCCGUGGCACCAAGAGUAAGGAUGCUUCCCGGAGCCGCAGACCUGGCAGCCCAGUGUUUAAGAUCCGGCCGCUGGAGGUGAACCUGAGGCCGGGCCAGACUGUGGACAUGGUACUGGAAGGCUGCUCCAGAACUGCCCAGGAGGUGAAGGAGAAGCUGCUGUGUUAUGGUGCCGUGGGAAAAGAGAGAGGAAGGAAAGAGAUGAUGCAAGUGGAUAUCACCUGCAACUUCAUUUGCCCUGCUGUGCAAAUAUCUUCCAGAGCAAUCACCUUCCGUGUAGAAAAGAAACCCAGUGAUGUUCUGACGCUGCAGUACCAGCCUUUGUCUUUAAAAAACAUCUGCUCACUGCCAUUCACCAUUGUGCUGGAUUUGGAGCAGCCAUUCCAAAUCUGCAAUGUGGACAAGCAGCCCCUCCCUGCAGAUUCCAAGCCCAUGAUGCUGGGUGUAGGCGAGGAACUUCAUCUCUGCAUUCAGUUUAACCCAGCUUAUGAGAAGGGUUUGAACAGCCGGGUGGCAGAGAGGGUGCUCAGGAUGAGCUUCAUGGAGCAUCCUCAUAAGGAGAAGAUCACUGUUCGGGGAGAAGUCUACUUCCCAAAUCUCCAUCUUGAGUUCGAGGCCGUGGACUUUGGCUGCAUCAUAAAUCACACGGAACAAGAACUGCAUAUGGAGAUGACCAACUGCAGCCCAAUUCCUGCUCAGUACCACUGGUCAUUCCUGAUAGACCGCCAGGUGAACACCAUAAGGUUCAAGCCUUCACCACCUGAAGUCCAAUGCAAGUCAUCAAAGAAGAAGGGAGAGUUUCAAAGGAGACACUCCAAGACUGAAAGUGUGGAGGAGCCCACCAAAACCACCAAACCAAUACAGAACUCUUCCCAGCAGCCAGCAGAUGCAGAGGACUCCCUGGAAGCAGAGGCACUGUCAUCCACUGCUGUGAAGCCUCGGAGGCCGGUGAGGAAGAGGGGAUUGGGCCGAGUCCCAAAGGUGAAGCAGCCCAACCCUCGCAUGCAGGAGGUUUUUGAUGUCCACCCACUGUGGGGUGAGCUGCAGCCGGGAGAGAGCCAGGAGGUCACCUUUACCUUCUUUGGGCACCCCAAUAUCGUCGCCCGUGUCACAGCGUUGUGCCACGUGGAGGGAGGCCCCACCUAUGAGGUGGUGGUGACCGGGGAGGCUUCACCCCUAGCUACCAACUGGAUGUGGAAGAAAUGGACUGAGCACUGCAGUGUUCCUGCCGACCCUGUGAAUUCAGAUGAGGAUUAGGAAAUGGAAUCAUUCAUAUAUUCUUCAGAAGACAAAGCUUGACAACUUCAGUCCUGAAAUUCUUUCUGAAACUGGGAAGCUCUUCAUGAAUAAGUUUUUUUAUGCUAAGCUGUUUUAGUUUAUAUUUAGUUUAUAUUUAGUUUAUAUUUAGUUUAUAUUUGCACUGAAAUGGUUUUUCCCUGGGCCGCCCUGUAGUCUGUCACAUCAUUUAACCAUUCCCCUGUCCCCUUUUCCCCCUGGAAAAGACCAAGGAGGCUUUUCUUUCCAGGAUAAUCUGAGGAGAAACCCCGGACUGUGACAGGCGGCGACCUCUUUUAUGGUCAGAGAUCACUCACCUGCACAGUAAAGGGUGGUCUGUGAGUUCUUAUUUUGCAGUCAGG